AAAACCGUCGAAUUGGCCCAACUACAGCUCAAAUACCAGACCCUUGAGCACAAACAUAAGCAGCUACAAGAGAAGAAGGGCCGCAAGAAAGUACCACCAAAAAGAGGCCGUCAUUUGGUUGAGGCAGACGAUAUCGUGCGAAAACAGCAGGAGUGGAACAAGGAGAACACUACGCCACCACCACCUCGAAAAACACUGCGUUCAGCUAUGAGA
Messenger RNA from Aureobasidium melanogenum CBS 110374, 213 nucleotides. RefSeq lists its product as uncharacterized. The annotation marks the transcript as partial. NCBI's taxonomy places the organism in Eukaryota, Fungi, Ascomycota, Dothideomycetes, Dothideales, Saccotheciaceae. The record is from RefSeq and is a predicted model, not a curated record. The transcript has a single exon.